Molecule: messenger RNA, 1593 nt
Organism: Tachyglossus aculeatus (Australian echidna)
Lineage: Eukaryota; Metazoa; Chordata; Mammalia; Monotremata; Tachyglossidae
Product: amiloride-sensitive sodium channel subunit gamma-like
Exons: 11
Coding region: 1-1593 (530 amino acids)
Biological process (GO): sodium ion transmembrane transport
Cellular component (GO): membrane
Molecular function (GO): ligand-gated sodium channel activity
Source: RefSeq, a predicted model, not a curated record
AUGACCCUUCUGAAGGAGGCCAAGAAGGAGCAGGCCGGGGAAGAGGCCGCUGGGUCUUCCCUGCGGCACCUGGGGUGGGCCACCCUGCAGCACACGUCCGCCCACGGCCUUCCCAACAUCUUCCGCUCGCAGCACUGGCUCCGCAAGGUACUCUGGUCCCUCUUCGCCUCCUUCGCCUUCUGCUGUGCCCUGUGGCAGUGCACAGAGAUCAUCCUCACCUACUACUCCUAUCCCUCCCACGAGAAGAUCAUGCUCGUCUCCAACGCCAAGCUCAAGUUCCCCGCCGUGACCAUCUGCAACCUCAACAGCGUCCGCCUCUCGGCCGUCAACAAGAGUUUCGCCACCUUCGCCUCGCUGCAGGACUCCGGCCUGGAGCUGGCCCACCGGCGGAACCGCUCUCCGUCCUGGGACACCUCUUCCCCCGACCUCCCCACCGAGCACGUGCAGUAUGCCGGCGCCUUCCACAAAUUCGCCUCCGAGUUCAACCAGCUGUCCGACGAGCAGAAGAUCCAGAUGGGCCACCAGCUGGAGGACAUGCUCAUCUUCUGUAACUUCCACGGGCAGAAAUGCAACUCAAGCUCCUUCUCCGGCUUCAUCAACUACAAGUUCGGGAACUGUUACACUUUCAACUCCCAGAAGUCGGGGGACAUCCGGGGGUCGCCCAUCGCCCCGGAGGUUCUGAACGUCACCAAGGCCGGAUUCAUGUAUGGGCUGCACUUGGAGCUGUUUAUCCAGCAGAUCGAGUACGUGAGAGACAUGACCCACGCGGCCGGGAUCCGCCUCCUCAUCCACGACCAGGCCCAGAUGCCCUUCCCCGAGGACGAGGGCGUCAACAUCCCCCCCGGGGCCGAGACCGACAUUGGCAUGAUGAAGGUUCACAUCAAGAGGCUGAAAUCCCCAUAUGGGAACCACUGCACGGAGGGCGAAGACAUCAAGAACUUUUACCGGGACGUCUACGGCGCGGGCUACACCCGGGAGGCCUGCAAGAGGACGUGUGCCCAGCAGAGCAUUAUGGAGAACUGUGACUGCAGCCACUGGGAAUUUCCCUCGCCCAAGGAACUGGGAUACCCCAAAUGCAACCUCAGCAUGGCGGGAGUCCGUGAAUGUGUCAAGUUUUACGAGUUCAGGUUUGCCCACGACAUGCUGAAUUGCCAAUGCCCCUUGCAGUGCAAGGAGGAACUGUACGAGCUGACCGUGUCUGGAUCGCAGUGGCCUUCCACGGCCUUCAUCGAGAACUUUUCCAAGGAUCUGAAGGAGAUGGGGGGCCAGAUGAGCAUCAUCGCCAACGAUCCCGCCCUCAUCAGGGAUAACUUUGUGAAGGUCGUGGUUUACUUCAAGCAACUGAAUUACGAGCUGAUCGAAGAGGAGCCGUCCAUCACGGAAAUCGACCUCAUCUCCAACAUGGGGGGCCUGGUGGGCCUGUGGGUGGGCUUCUCCGUCUGCACCCUGGCCGAGUUCUUCGAGCUGCUCGUCGACGUCCUGCUGUUCUCGCUCAGCCGCUGCCGGAAGAUGCUGACCCAAAGGGCCUUGCGGGGGUCCUACCGGGACAAGCAGCCCCCCAUCUACAUCGGCUACGGGACCCCCGGCCUCUGA